CAUUGUUGUUGAUCGAUGUAAUAUUUUUUGCUUUGACUAUGUCACCCCCUCUCUGGCAAAAACCUGUACGAUGGCGACAGAUCCAGUCUGAUGUGUCAAUUUAUUUAGCAUCCAGCGAAUAGCAAUUACUGUGGUCUGUGCUGCUCCGAGACAUCCGCUGUGCAAACAUCCCUGGCGCCCAAUAUGGAAACUUAGUUUCCAGAUCAGGCUGUUCCAGCAACUGAGCCCCCACCGUUCCCAUGAAGUCGUGCACACGGUGCAGAUCUGGGUUGUAACUGAAUGCAAUAGUGGUGAAAUGUACCUUACGUGUGUUAAAAGUGUUGCCAUGGUUUUCAGGUGCUUUUGCCCCCAGAGUGUUUGGCCAACUGCUCUGGCAGAGCCGGUGUGUGCGUGAAGUUGGCUCACAGGUCUCUGUUGUCGGAUUGCAUCGCGUUGCCAGUCAAAUGGGAAGGUGUGAUCCCGAUUUGGGAAACGACUGAUGUGGGACUCGUCUGUGGCAUUUAGACGGCAGAGGGCGCGAUUGAACCGUUUUAGGCGAACAGACUGCAGCCCCGGAGCCUGGCAGGACAGACAGACAGACACACAGACAGACACACACACAGACACACAGACAGACAGACACACAGACACACAGAGGAAGCGGGGCUCGGCUCGGCUCGGCUGCGUUCGUCAAGGACUUUUAUAUCGCUGCCGCCGCGGUGCUGACUGCUCGGCUCUGCUCUGCUGUGUGGGGACCCGACCCGACCGCCCGUACCUCUCGCUCUCGGCAGUCGCUGCUAAUUCCUCCGUGUUAAACCCCAGAAUCCCAAGUUGCGAGAUGCCACUCACGUCCUCUCCCAAUUUCUUGUGCAAGAACUACAACUACGAUUACGACUACGACUCUUUCCAGCCGGUUUUCUACGACGAGGAUGAGAAUUUCUACCAGCAGCAGCUGCCGGCUCCCAGCGAGGACAUCUGGAAGAAAUUCGAGCUGCUCCCCACCCCUCCCCUGUCCCCCAGCCGCAGACCCAGCUUCAGCCUCUUCCCCUCCAACGCCGACCAGCUGGAGAUGGUCACCGAGUUCCUGGGCGACGACCUGGUCAACCAGAGCUUCAUCUGCGACUCGGACUCGGAAUCCGUCCUCAAGUCCAUCAUCAUCCAGGACUGCAUGUGGAGCGGCUUCUCGGCGGCGGCGAAGCUGGAGAAGGUGGUGAGCGAGAGGUUGGCGUCGCUGCAGGCGGCCAGGAAGGAGCCCGGGUCGCCGUGUCCAUCCUCGGGGUCCGGCGGCGCGACCGGGGUGGAGGAUCUCAGCGCCUCGGCCGCCGAGUGCAUCGACCCCUCCGUGGUCUUCCCGUACCCGCUCAACGAGCGCAAAGUGCCGGCGCAGCCCGGCCCCGCCACCCCCCCCGGCACCGACACCCCCAGCGACUCCGAGGAGGAAGAGGAUGAUGAUGAUGAUGAUGAUGAAGAGGAGGAGGAGGAGGAGGAUGAUGAAGAUGAGGAGGAGGAGGACGAGGAGGAAAUUGACGUUGUGACUGUUGAAAAGAAACAGCCUGCUGCUGCUGCUGCUGCUGCCGCCGCCACUGCUGCCAGGAAAGCAGAGUUAAACACAAACACAGCCGGUAUCUCCAGGUCUCAGCACAGUCCGCUGGUGCUCAAGCGGUGCCACGUCCCGAUCCACCAGCACAACUACGCUGCACCCUCCCCGCAGCCCCCCGCCAAGCGCCCCAAAGUGGAGACUGGCCGCAUCCUCAAGCAGAUCAGCACCAACAGCAGCAAAGCCAAAUGCCCGAGCCCCAGGUCGUCAGACAGCGAGGAGAACGACAAGAGGAGGACUCACAACGUCCUGGAGCGCCAGAGGAGAAACGAGUUGAAACUGAGCUUUUUCGCUUUAAGGGAUCAGAUCCCGGAGGUGGCGAAAAAUGACAAAGCAGCCAAAGUGGUUAUACUCAAAAAGGCGACGGAGCACGUACUGUCAAUCCAGUCAAUGGAACAGAGACUGAUCACAGAGAAGGAGCAGUUGAGGAAAAAGCGAGAACAGCUGAAACACAGGCUUGAACAGCUGAGGAACUCUAGCAAGCGGCAUUAUUAACUUUCUUUGUCUUAUAGACUUCCUGAGGGCAUUUCUGCUGUCUAAUCUUUACGAGACCUUGCCAGUCCUUCAAUAAUAAGAACUUUUUUUUUCUCUCUCCCUGCUCUUGCAUGCCCAUGCAACAUUUCUUGUACUAGACUGAAACUACACAACCAUGGCCAGUCUUCGUUAUUUGUGAGAAACUUGCACCUGGCCAGAAACAUGCGAUACUGCCUCAUAAUUAAAGACUAUAAAUGGGAUUUUGGGACAUUCACACUUUUUUGUUCUUUCUCUGGAGGGGAAGAAAACAUUGCAGUGUAUUAGUUUCUCUAAUGUUUUACUUUAAUUUACAGAUUUGUAUUUAAUGCAUUUAUUUUUCUUAAAAAAACACAAAAUCUUAAAGGUUGACCACUUACAGGUCUAAUUGGUUUGAAAAUUUAAACUUGUUUUAUUUCAACUAUAAAAAAAUUUUUUGUAAAAAGAAUUGUAAAUAUUAAAAUGUCCUUAGAAAACAGUGUAUUUACCAUGUUACUAUGAAUAUCACUUGCUAACCAGUUGUGCCAAACUGGAAAUUGGUUUUUUUGUUUGCACCUUUUCUCAGUUAGCAUGUGGUUUGUGCCAUAAAAGAAUGUUAACCUGC
Messenger RNA from Callorhinchus milii (elephant shark), 2690 nucleotides. RefSeq names its product MYC proto-oncogene, bHLH transcription factor. Lineage: Eukaryota; Metazoa; Chordata; Chondrichthyes; Chimaeriformes; Callorhinchidae. Gene Ontology annotation, biological process: regulation of transcription by RNA polymerase II; positive regulation of cell population proliferation. The record is from RefSeq and is a predicted model, not a curated record. The transcript is spliced from 5 exons. The coding region runs from base 479 to 2071 and encodes 530 amino acids. Gene Ontology annotation, molecular function: RNA polymerase II cis-regulatory region sequence-specific DNA binding; protein dimerization activity; DNA-binding transcription factor activity, RNA polymerase II-specific.